Messenger RNA from Juglans microcarpa x Juglans regia, 988 nucleotides. RefSeq names its product glutathione transferase GST 23-like. Gene Ontology annotation, molecular function: glutathione transferase activity. Gene Ontology annotation, biological process: glutathione metabolic process. Bases 131 to 814 code for a protein of 227 amino acids. Gene Ontology annotation, cellular component: cytoplasm. The record is from RefSeq and is a predicted model, not a curated record. NCBI's taxonomy places the organism in Eukaryota, Viridiplantae, Streptophyta, Magnoliopsida, Fagales, Juglandaceae. The transcript has 2 exons.
ACUCCAAUUAUAUGAAGCCGGCAGCACCUGCACUACACAAUAUAAAACAACAUAAUUCGUGUAUCUGAAUAGAAAAGCUCAUAGUUUCAAUAUUCUGUAUGGUUUUUGCUCAGUUCUGCCAUUAGAAUUAAUGGGGGAUCAGGUGAAGCUGAUUGCCACUCCUCAAAGCCUUCCCUGCUGCAGGGUUGAAUGGGCUUUGAAGCUUAAAGGAGUGGAUUAUGAGUACAUAGAAGAAGAUUUGAGAAACAAGAGUCCCUUGCUACUUGACUCCAACCCUAUUCAUAAGAAGGUCCCGGUGCUGUUGCAUGCCGGAAAACCGAUCGUCGAGUCACUCGUCAUCCUCGAAUAUAUUGAGGAGACAUGGAAGGACAAGUACCCUUUGCAUAGUGAGGAUCCACAUGAGAGGGCCAUGGCUAGGUUUUGGGCUAAAUUUGGCGAUGAGAAGUGUGUUGUUGGAGCAUUUGGGGCAGCUUGGCUAACUGAAGGAGAGGAAAAGAACAAGGCCAUAGAGUCUGCACAAGAAUCACUGGCGUUUCUUGAGAAGCAGAUUCAGGGGAAGAAGUAUUUUGAGGGAGAACAGAUAGGAUUUCUGGAUCUAGCAGUGGGUUGGAUUCCUCAUUGGCUUAAGGCUCUGGAAGAAGUGGGAGAAAUGAAGGUACUCGAUGCUGGAAGGUUUCCAUUACUCCAUGAAUGGGGUCAGAACUUCUUGGAAAUUCCACUGAUCAAAGAAUCCAUUCCUCCCAGAGAAAAGGUUGUCGACUAUUUUAAUGUUGGUAUAAGCUACAUGCGUUCCUUAGCAGCCAAUAUACCAUGAAAUUCAUGUUGAUAUUGGCCAUGGUUUGAUGGAAAUGUUAGAUGGUCAUGUUGCAGCUUAUUUGUAUUGUUCCCAAGUACUAAAAAAGCGGAAAAAAAAAACAGAGAUUUGAUAGCUUUUUAAUUGAAGGUCACUUUGUUGAGAAAUGGAUAUAAGAACCUGUUAUGAAUUAAA